Molecule: messenger RNA, 651 nt
Organism: Elephantulus edwardii (Cape elephant shrew)
Lineage: Eukaryota; Metazoa; Chordata; Mammalia; Macroscelidea; Macroscelididae
Gene: MOB3C
Product: MOB kinase activator 3C
Exons: 3
Coding region: 1-651 (216 amino acids)
Biological process (GO): positive regulation of protein phosphorylation; signal transduction
Cellular component (GO): nucleus; cytoplasm
Molecular function (GO): protein kinase activator activity
Source: RefSeq, a predicted model, not a curated record
AUGGCCCUGUGUCUGAAGCAGGUGUUCUCCAAGGACAAGACAUUCCGGCCACGGAAGCGCUUCGAGCCAGGUACACAGCGCUUUGAGCUGUACAAGAAGGCGCAGGCCUCGCUCAAGUCCGGCCUGGACCUGCGCAGUGUGGUGAGGCUGCCACCUGGCGAGAGCAUCCAUGACUGGAUCGCGGUGCAUGUUGUGGAUUUCUUCAACCGCAUCAACCUCAUCUACGGCACUAUGGCAGAGCACUGUAAUGAGACCAGUUGUCCAGUCAUGGCAGGUGGACCCCGCUACGAGUACCGCUGGCAGGACGAGCGUCAGUACCGGAGACCAGUGAAGCUCUCCGCGCCUCAUUAUAUGGCGUUGCUCAUGGAUUGGAUCGAGGGCCUCAUCAACGACGAGGAAGUCUUUCCCACGCGCAUUGGAGUUCCCUUCCCUAAGAACUUCCAGCAGGUCUGUACCAAGAUCCUGACCCGCCUGUUCCGAGUCUUUGUCCAUGUCUACAUCCACCACUUUGACAGCAUCCUCAGCAUGGGGGCAGAGGCACAUGUCAACACCUGCUACAAGCACUUCUAUUACUUCAUUCAGGAAUUCAGCUUGGUGGACCAGAGGGAACUGGAACCACUGAGGGAGAUGACAGAGCGGAUCUGCCACUGA